Messenger RNA from Pteronotus mesoamericanus, 1680 nucleotides. It is a transcript of the gene GRK7, whose product is annotated as G protein-coupled receptor kinase 7. Gene Ontology annotation, molecular function: ATP binding; rhodopsin kinase activity. The record is from RefSeq and is a predicted model, not a curated record. Lineage: Eukaryota; Metazoa; Chordata; Mammalia; Chiroptera; Mormoopidae. Gene Ontology annotation, cellular component: cytoplasm. Gene Ontology annotation, biological process: signal transduction; protein phosphorylation; regulation of signal transduction.
AUGGUGGACAUGGGGGGCCUGGGCCACCUGAUCGUCACCACAGCCUACCUGCAGGCCCGGAAGACCUCAGAGGGCAACAGCAGGGAGCUGCCGCGGCGCCCCCAGAGCCUAACGCUGACCAGGCUGCAGAGCUGUGCCCAGCCUGGCCACGUGCUGCCUCCAGACUUCGACAGCUUGUGCAAGCAGCAGCCUAUCGGCUGCCGCCUCUUCUGGGACUUCCUAGACACGGUGCCAUCCCAAGAGGCCGUAGCCUUCCUUGAGCAGGUGCAGAACUGGGAGCUGGCUGAAGAGGGCGCCACCAAGGGCAGCACAUUGCAGGUGGGCACUGGCAGGGCUUGCCCUUUCCUGGGGCACCCACACCCCUUCCUCAGCCCAGCUCUGGCCACCAGGUGCCAAGCAGCCACCACCGAGGAUGAGCGAGCGGCCCUGACACUGGCCGAGGCUGCGGCCAUGGCCUUCCUGCAGGACCAGUCUUUCCGGGAUUUCCUGGCCAACCUGCUCUAUGACAAGUUUCUGCAGUGGAAAGUCUUUGAGAUGCAGCUGGUGUCGGACAAGUACUUCACUGAGUUCCGGGUGCUGGGAAAAGGUGGUUUUGGGGAGGUGUGUGUUGUCCAGGUGAAAACCGCUGGUAAAACAUGUGCCUGUAAGAAACUGGACAAGAAGAGGCUGAAAAAGUAAAAUGGCGAGAAAAUGGCUCUCUCAGCAAAGGAAAUCUUGGAGAGGAUCAGCAGUCCUUUCAUUGUCUCUCUGGCCUAUGCCUUUGAGAGCAAGUCUCAUCUCUGCCAGGUCGUGAGCCUGAUGAAUGGCGGAGACCUCAAGUUCCACAUCCACAGCACGGGCACGCGAGGCCUGGCCAUGAGCAGGGUGGUCUUCCACUCGGCCCCGGUGACCUGUGGGCUGCUGCCCCUGCGCUCUCUUGGCAUCGUCCUGAAGGCUGAGAACGUGCUCCUGGAUGACUUUGGCAACUGCAGGCUGUCCGACCUGGGCCUGGCUGUGCAGCUCCAGGAGGUCAAGCCUGUCACCCAGACUGAUGGAACCAAUGGUUAUAUGGCUCCCGAAAUCCUAAUGGAAAAAGUGAGCCACUCCUAUCCUGCAGACUGAUUUCCAAUGGGAUGCAUUAUUUAUGAAAUGGUUCCUGGAAGAAUAUCAUUCAAAGAUUAUAAGGAAAUCAGUAAAGAGGAUUUAAAGCAUAGAACUCUGAAAGAAGAGGUCAAAUUCCAACAUGAUAACUUCACAGAGGGAGCAAAAGAUAUUUGCAGACUCUUCUUGGCUAAGAAACCAGAACAAAGCUUAGGAAGCAGAGAAAAGUCUGAUUAUCUCAGGAAACACCCUCUCUUCAAAACCAUCCACUUUCCUUGCCUGGAAGCAGGCCCAGGUGAACCACCAUAUGUGCCAGACCCUCCGGUGGUUUACGCCAAAGAUAUUGAUGACAUUGAAGAUUUCUCUGAGGUUCGGGGAGUUGAAUUUGAUGAUGAAGAUUAGAAGUUCUUCCAAAGAUUUGCAACAGGUGCUGUGCGCAUAGCGUGGCAGGAAGAGAUUAUAGAAACAGGACUGUUUGAAGGAUUAAAUGACCCCAACAACAGGCCUGCAGGUUGUGGGGAGGGUAACUCAUCCAAAUCUGGUAUGUUUGUUAUUAUAAGUUGUUCUCUCUACCAGACAGGCAGCAGGAGUCUCAGCUGA